Acanthosepion pharaonis is the source of this 870-nucleotide messenger RNA. The record is from the annotation of a GenBank genome assembly. Lineage: Eukaryota; Metazoa; Mollusca; Cephalopoda; Sepiida; Sepiidae.
AUGAUUCUAUCUAUCUAUCUAUCUAUCUAUCUAUCUAUCUAUCUAUCUAUCUAUCUAUCUAUCUAUCUAUCUAUCUAUCUAUCUAUCUAUCUAUCAUCUAUCUAUCUAUCCCAGUCCGACAUAUCUAUCUAUCUAUCUAUCUAUCUAUCUAUCUAUCUAUCUAUCUAUCUAUCUAUCUAUCUAUUUAACAAAGAUCUGUCUAUCACUAUAUCUAUCUACCUCAUUAGCAUCGAGAUCAUUCUUUGGAUUUUGUCAAUAACCUCCCUUUUCACAUCUAUCUAUAUAAUUUUAUAUCUAUCUAUCUAUCUAUCUAUCUAUCUAUCUAUCUAUCUAUCUAUCUAUCUCACUCUGUGCAUCUCUUUCUUUCUCCCUCUCUAUGUACCUGUCUGUUUUAUAUAUCUCUCUCUUCGUCUCUGUCUCUCUAUGUAUGUAUCCCUGUUCAUAUCUAUCUAUCUAUCUAUCUAUCUAUCUAUCUAUCUAUCUAUCUAUCUCACUCUGUUCAUCUCUUUCUUUCUCCCUCUCUAUGAGAUAUAUAAAACAGACAUAGGUCUGUUUUAUAUAUCUCUCUCUUCGUCUCUGUCUCUCUAUGUAUGUAUCCCUGUUCAUAUCUAUCUAUCUAUCUAUCUAUCUAUCUAUCUAUCUAUCUAUCUAUCUAUCUCACUCUGUUCAUCUCUUUCUUUCUCCCUCUCUAUGUAUCUAUGUCUGUUUUAUAUAUCUCUCUCUUCGUCUCUGUCUCUCUAUGUAUGUAUCCAUGUUCAUAUCUAUCUAUCUAUCUAUCUAUCUAUCUAUCUAUGUUAUUCUGACUGUCCGAGCUUACUUCGGGAUAAUUUUUCUUUUCUCUAUCAGACACUUGCGUUAGAUGUAAAGUAA